This is a messenger RNA of Trypanosoma theileri, 372 nucleotides long. Its product is annotated as cytochrome oxidase subunit 1 (kinetoplast). Bases 1 to 372 code for a protein of 123 amino acids. Gene Ontology annotation, biological process: electron transport coupled proton transport; mitochondrial electron transport, cytochrome c to oxygen. The transcript has a single exon. Gene Ontology annotation, molecular function: heme binding; cytochrome-c oxidase activity. Gene Ontology annotation, cellular component: membrane. The record is from RefSeq and is a predicted model, not a curated record. Lineage: Eukaryota; Euglenozoa; Kinetoplastea; Trypanosomatida; Trypanosomatidae.
AUGAUACUUAUUUCUAUUUUAGGUUUCUUUGUGUGGGCGCAUCACAUGUUUGUAGUUGGGAUGGAUGUAGACUCCAGGGCUUACUUUGGAAGUGUUACAGUUUUGAUAGGUUUACCCACAUGUAUUAAAUUAUUUAAUUGGAUUUAUAGUUUUUUGUAUACUGAUUUGUGCAUUACUUUUGAGAUUUAUUUUGUUUAUAUGUUUAUCUUUAUGUUUUUAUUUGGUGGUUUAACUGGCCUCUUCUUGUCUAAUGUUGGUCUUGAUAUUAUGCUUCACGAUACUUACUUUGUUGUUGCACAUUUUCAUUAUGUUUUAUCAUUGGGUGCAGUUGUUGGUUUCUUUGGUGGUUUUGUUCAUUUUUUGAUGAAGUGA